Messenger RNA from Mercurialis annua (annual mercury), 2006 nucleotides. RefSeq names its product autophagy-related protein 13a-like. The transcript has a single exon. Gene Ontology annotation, biological process: protein localization to phagophore assembly site; mitophagy; piecemeal microautophagy of the nucleus. Gene Ontology annotation, cellular component: extrinsic component of membrane; phagophore assembly site; cytosol. Lineage: Eukaryota; Viridiplantae; Streptophyta; Magnoliopsida; Malpighiales; Euphorbiaceae. The record is from RefSeq and is a predicted model, not a curated record. The coding region runs from base 167 to 1834 and encodes 555 amino acids.
UUCAAAAUCUGUUAUAGCGUGAGCAAUUUAGAUCCGAUCCGAUAUGAAGAAGAUGUCGUCUCUUCCCCAAAAAUAAAAUUGGUGUAAGUUCUCUGCGAUCUUUGAUUUAUUAUUGAUUCAUUGCUUUGAUUUCGCAUUUUCUGAUUCGUAAAAAUUGGGUUGAUCUAUGGAUAUGGAAUCUGGAAAAUUGGAACAAAUCGUUUGCCAGUUCCUUUUGAAGAGUCUGCACAUAGUUUUGGAGUCGAGAGUUGCCUCUCAUGAUCGUACCAGUGCGUCUAGUUGUCGGGUGAGGAAGAGCGACAAAUGGUUCAAUCUAGUUCUAGGACAUGGUUUGGCUACUUUAGAUAGCUUCAACUUCUGGCAAACAAAUCCAAUGGAGCCUAUGAUUAUCGACAUUAUACUUGUUUCUCAUGCCUCUGCUGUCGAGACAGUCAUUGAGAGGUGGGUUGUUCACUACAAAACCCCCCAUUUUACGCCUUCCGAAACCAAUCCCUCUUACAAGAAGACUUAUAAGAAGUCGAUUAUACUUCUGCGUACUCUUUUUUCGCAUACGAGACUUCUUCCAGCUUUUCGCAUCUUUCGUCAGCUUAGCUCGUCUACUCAAACUUGUAAUUUCGAUCUCAUUUAUAAGGUUUCUUCGUUUUGUGAUCCCUUCUCUAGGUCCGACCAGGAUAGAAUGAAAGAGUAUAGUUUUGUCCCCGUAGAGGCCCAUCCCGGCCAUCUUUCUAUAUCUCUCACUUAUCUUCCGUCCCUCUCUCAUUUUAACCUUCAGUCUUUGGCAACUUUUCCGCCGAAGAUUAUAACAGAUUAUGUUGGUAGCCCUAGGACCGAUCCGGAGAAGGGAGCAUCCUUCCCGUUGAGAGGGAUACGUCUACCCAAUUCUACACCCUUUCAGAGGCCGCAUAGCUGGACGAGUGGCUUCCACAAACCUUCUCCGUCUGUGUUGAACCAACGAUCUCCUCCGGCUUCUCGCACAUGCCAACUUCCUAUGGAUGCUUUUGGUCGUAGAGUUCAAGUUUCUGAUGAAUUUCAGCUUUCACCUCCGUUCUCACCAUCUAUGUCCCCUUCCGCACCAACUUAUAUCCCUAAUAUUAAUCCUCUACGCACUUGUACUACUUUUGAAACUGCACCUGUAACCAUACCUAUUUCAGUGACAGGCAGAAGUCCUAGAUAUGUUUCUCCAAAUUUUUCUGACCCGACUAGAAAUUUACUUCCACCUUUAUCUCCAAGAAGCACAAGGUGUGAUCCCUCAUCACAGGAGUCUCCAUCUGGAAUCCGGUUCAUCAAGAAAGUGGGAACUACGAGGACUGCAGAGUCGAACUCUGGCAUAACAAAUUUUUAUUCUGGUCAUAAGAUUUCAAAAGAUAGCAAAGAUGAUUCAGGACGCUUUUCAGGAUUGUUAUCUUCCAGUGGCUCACCGCGUAUAGGAUUUUCUACAAGUUCUAGUAGAUUAUCAUUCCAGGAUGAUUUAGAUGAUGGGGACUUCUCAUGUCCUUUUGAUGUUGAUGAUGUUGAUAUGUCAGACUCACUUACCAGUCAGAAUGUUGAUGGAAAAAGGAAUAUGGAUUCUAGUCCUCACUCACUGCUAAUUGGGAAAAGAUCUCAAGAUGCUGCUGUUGGUGUUCUUGUGCACAUGCUGAGGACGGCACCUCCUUUACGUCAAGAUUCAAGUUGUUACUCGUCGAGUGAUUUAGACGUAGGGGUUGCCACCGACUCUGGGUUCUUUAUUCCCCGGAAGACAGCAGAUGCAAUGGAAGAGCUCAGGAGCUACAGGGAAAUGAAGGAUCUGUUACUAACUAAGAGCGGAACUCGGGUAGUCAAUAAAGAAGCGUAAAAAUGCUGCUUGUAGAGGCUUGGCUCCUGAGGGAAGAUUUGUACAGUAAAUAUGAUUUUUUUUAUAGGUACAGUAAAUAUGAUUUGAUAACCCAAUAUUAUUUUGUGAACGAUGAAUAUACUGUUGUUAUUUUCAUUACUAAUACUUAAAAACCGCAAAUGUGUGCUCUGUA